Messenger RNA from Truncatella angustata, 431 nucleotides. RefSeq lists its product as uncharacterized. The transcript has 3 exons. NCBI's taxonomy places the organism in Eukaryota, Fungi, Ascomycota, Sordariomycetes, Amphisphaeriales, Sporocadaceae. The coding region runs from base 75 to 431 and encodes 118 amino acids. The record is from RefSeq and is a predicted model, not a curated record.
GUUGGCAUCAAGAUACAAGAGACGGGCUCCUUCGAUAGGCCAGCUGAAAAAAAACAUAUCAAAAACAGUCUCAGAUGUCUUGCCGCCAUAUCACGAAGACCGGAGAGAUCUUUGAGAUGCGCGAGGAGAGUUUCAUGGCGGAUGAUCGCAAUCAUUUACUCCCACUCCCACGGCGACCAUUAAGUGGAUGUCAAAGGCGUGCUGCAAUUUGGCCAGGACAUUUCGAUCCGAUCAACGCCUCAGAUGGCUUCAUGGAGGCAUCCAUGAGCGAGGAUAUUUUUGCUGGGCCCGCUGUGCUGAUUAGGGGUGCUUCCAUGUUUUGCAACGCACUUCCACGCUCGCCAACUGGGCGAGUCGGCGUAGCGUACGAGAAUCUGGACCUGAUACAGAGAACGCUACUUGGUGUGACUUCUACCGCCGCAGAGCUCUAG